Molecule: messenger RNA, 327 nt
Organism: Cryptococcus amylolentus CBS 6039
Lineage: Eukaryota; Fungi; Basidiomycota; Tremellomycetes; Tremellales; Cryptococcaceae
Exons: 3
Coding region: 1-327 (108 amino acids)
Molecular function (GO): arylsulfatase activity
Source: RefSeq, a predicted model, not a curated record
AUGACUCAGAAACGACCCAACUUUCUCGUCAUCCUCGCCGACGAGUUGGGCUUUUCCGACGUCGGCUGUUUUGGAAGCGAGAUCCACACCCCGAACCUCGACAAGCUUGCCAGAGAGGGUACCAGAUUCAGCGACUAUCACACCGCGUCGGCAUGCUCGCCCACAAGGUCCAUGCUUUUGAGCGGGACGGACGCGCAUCUCGCAGGAUUGGGCGUCAUGUACGAAUUCAUCGCAAGUUCAACUGCUCGCGACCCGGAGAGAUGGAACAGACCCGGUCACGAAGAAUAUCUCAACCACGACGUCGCUGCUAUGCCCGAGGUCCUUUAA